This is a messenger RNA of Asparagus officinalis (garden asparagus), 2177 nucleotides long. Its product is annotated as probable methyltransferase PMT2. NCBI's taxonomy places the organism in Eukaryota, Viridiplantae, Streptophyta, Magnoliopsida, Asparagales, Asparagaceae. Gene Ontology annotation, molecular function: methyltransferase activity. The record is from RefSeq and is a predicted model, not a curated record. The transcript has 7 exons. Bases 135 to 1985 code for a protein of 616 amino acids. Gene Ontology annotation, cellular component: cytoplasm; trans-Golgi network; endosome.
UUUAUUUUAUUUUAUUUUAUUGUGAUUUUUCGUUUUUCUUUUUCCUCCACCCCUCUCGAGCUGUCGGGAUUCAAGGUCCGAGGUUCGAUUUCAACUUCUCGAUUGCAGAGAACAACAAAAAAUUGAGGUUCGGCAUGGCUUUAAAAGGGAACUUGGGGGAUGCCAGGAUUCCAAGAUUUGUAUCUGUCAUUAGCGUGAUUGGCUUGUGUUUCUUCUUCUAUAUUCUUGGGGCAUGGCAAAGAAGUGGAUCGGGGAAAGGGGACAGCAUAGCCCUACAAGUCAAUGAGAUAACAGACUGCAAUCUCAUACCAAAUCUCAAGUUUGAGACACAUCACAAUAGAGAAAACAUCCCCGAUGAUGUCUAUGACUCAAACAUCCGAAUGUUCAAGCCUUGUGAUGAUACCUAUAAUGAUUAUACUCCUUGUCAAGAUCAAAGGCGAGCAAUGACUUUUCCUAGAGAAAAUAUGAUAUAUAGAGAGAGGCAUUGUCCUCCAGAUAAAGAGAAGUUGUAUUGUCUCAUACCAGCACCUGAAGGUUGGGUUAAUCCAUUUCCAUGGCCAAAGAGCCGAGAUCUUGUUCCUUAUGCAAAUGCUCCUUAUAAGAGUUUGACGGUUGAGAAGGCAGUUCAGAAUUGGGUUCAAUAUGAAGGAAAUGUGUUCAGGUUUCCAGGGGGAGGAACACAGUUUCCACAGGGAGCAGAUAAGUAUAUAGAUCAACUGGCAUCUGUUAUCCCUAUUGCUAAUGGCACUGUUAGAACCGUGCUGGAUACUGGUUGUGGGGUAGCUAGCUUGGGUGCAUAUCUAUUUAAAAAAAAUGUGAUAGCCAUGUCACUUGCUCCAAAGGACAAUCAUGAGGCACAGGUUCAAUUCGCACUGGAAAGAGGCGUGCCAGCAGUCAUCGGAGUUUUUGGGUCCAUAAAACUUCCAUAUCCAUCAAGAGCUUUUGAUAUGGCUCACUGUUCAAGGUGUUUAAUUCCAUGGGGAUCCAAUGAGGGAAUGUAUAUGAUGGAGGUUGAUCGGGUUCUUAGGCCAGGUGGAUUUUGGGUGCUUUCUGGUCCUCCGAUUAAUUGGAAGAGCAACUACUUGGCAUGGGAGCGGACUAAGGAGGAUCUUGAGGAGGAGCAGAGGAAGAUCGAAGAAAUUGCUGAACUUCUUUGCUGGGAGAAGUUCUCGGAGAAGGGUGAAAUUGCUGUCUGGAGAAAAAGAAUAAAUGGUGAUUCCUGUCCUGGGAGGCAAGAUGAAACUCGUGUCAAAAUGUGUGAAUCAGCACGUGCGGAUGAUGUUUGGUACAAGAAGAUGGAAGCAUGUGUAACUCCUUAUCCUGAAGUUAGUAGUCCUGAAGAGGUUUCAGGAGGAGCUCUAAAGACUUUCCCAGAGAGAUUAACUGCCGUACCUCCUCGAAUAGCUUCAGGUUCUGUACCCAGGAUCUCGGUUGAAUCCUAUCAUCAAGAUAACAACUUGUGGAAGAAGCGGAUUAAAGCUUACAAAAGUGUAAACCAGUUACUUGACACUGGGAGAUAUCGGAAUAUCAUGGACAUGAAUGCAGGAUUUGGCAGUUUUGCUGCAGCACUUGAAUCUUCCAAAUUAUGGGUCAUGAACGUCGUGCCUACUAUUGCUGAGAAAUCCAUGCUUGGUGUCAUAUAUGAAAGAGGUUUAAUUGGGAUAUAUCAUGAUUGGUGUGAAGCUUUCUCCACUUACCCAAGGACAUAUGACCUCAUCCAUGCUAAUGGUGUUUUCAGCUUGUACAGGAACAGGUGCAAGAUGGAAGACAUUCUCUUAGAGAUGGAUAGAAUCUUGCGGCCAGAAGGUGCAGUUAUAUUUCGAGACCGAGUUGAUAUUCUCGUGAAGAUAAAGAAAAUCGCUGGUGGCAUGAGAUGGGAUGUGAAGCUUGCGGAUCACGAGGACGGGCCUCAUGUAAGAGAGAAGGUAUUGUAUGUUGUGAAGAACUACUGGGUUGGUGGAGGAAACAAUACUGCAGAAGAUUGAAGGAGAUUGACACUGAAGAACUGGAUACUCUUUAUGAAUUUUGCGAGUCAGUUGGAUGGAUGAUCUAGGUAUUAACUAUGGCAUUUUUGACCCUGUUGAUAGUAGUUACAGUGGGAGACCUGCAGAUAUUCUCUUGUAAUUUAUUUGUUUGGUAAUUAUUUUUUGAAAUAAAAAGUAUGUAUGUAAAUGUUA